AUGAAGCGUUCCCGCGCCUGCGACGACCUUGUCGCACUAGCCGCUGAGCCAUCAACACCCUGUACAGAAACACGUCCAUACGACGUCCAUCAUACACGGCCAUCGUCGCUUGUCGACACUUGCCACCGAUUCAAGCGCUCGCGAGCGUCAGUAGACAGCAAUAGCAGCAGCAGCAGCUAUAGGGACGAGAUCAAUGGGUUCUCGCUGCAUCUGACGGACAUGGGGGAUGCUUGGGCGUACAAGAACGGGUCGAGGAGGUCGCUGUCGCCCUUUCGCUCUAGUGACGAGGUGAAGGACCUUGAAGCGAGUGACGACAGGUUCCCGUUCCGUCGGAACUUACGUGAGACGAUGCGGUUCCGACAGAAGAAACAGCGCGUGGCGGAGAUCACGAGCAGCUUCGAUGGCUUUGGGAUCCAUGAUGAGGACGCUGCGGCAAAGCAGAGCUCGGAUAGGGCACGGGGUUGUUUGAAGGCAUCGGUGGAGGCCCGAGAGACGAGCGAGCCGCGGUUUCUGCGUGGGUUGCGCUUUCCACACCAAACUAGGUGCAUUGAUCCGCUGGACAAGCGACAGGGGCCGUCUUUUGACUUGUCGGCCUUGAUCAGGCUGUCGGUAUCGCGCAAGCGAUGA
Molecule: messenger RNA, 627 nt
Organism: Peronospora matthiolae
Lineage: Eukaryota; Oomycota; Peronosporomycetes; Peronosporales; Peronosporaceae
Source: the annotation of a GenBank genome assembly